AUGGCUAUUUCGGAGACUGUCAGUAACGUCCUCGUCUAUGUUACCCUCGUAUUGUUCUUGGGUAUUGGGUUAUACGGUGGUUAUAAACAAACGAAAACCAAAGUUGACUUUCUUGCUGCUCUGAGAACCCAAAGUGCACUUCCACUCGCUGCAAAUUUCUUCACCACAAGUAUUGGAUCAUCCAUACUUUUUGCUUACCCGGAAAUUGCUACAAUUGCGGGACUUUUGGGUUUAUUCAUGUAUGCAUUUACUAGCACCGUUCCAUUGCUUACCUUUGCUUGGUUCGGGCCUAUAAUAAGACGUAAAUGUCCAGAAGGCUUUACUUUGACGCAAUUUAUCCUCGUGCGAUUCCAUCGGAUCAACCAAAUCUAUAUGUCUUUAAUGUCAAUGGCAUUCAUGUUCUGUUAUAUGGUUGCUGAGUUGUCAUCAAUUGCAUUGGUGCUUUACUACUUGGCUGGAUUGGAUCAAUUGGCGCCAAUUAUUGUCAUCUCUAUCGUCACUACCUUGUAUACUGCAUAUGGUGGUUUUCGCGCUUCGCUCUUUACCGAUACUAUUCAAGGCUGGAUAAUUUUGAUUUUGGUG
Molecule: messenger RNA, 582 nt
Organism: Paraglomus occultum
Lineage: Eukaryota; Fungi; Glomeromycota; Glomeromycetes; Paraglomerales; Paraglomeraceae
Source: the annotation of a GenBank genome assembly